CAGUAUUGAGAGCUGCUUGCUUAAACUUUGUUGGAGAUCCAACUUUUGUAGUGACCUUUUUUGUUUGUUUUAAGGGUAGAGUGUCUUCAUGAUGUGUUUUUUCUCUCUCUCUCCUGCUUUACACAAACCACACUCAGUAUAAUGCUAUUACAGGAGCUCUUCACAAAUCACUUGGUUUGCCAUCCCUCCAGAGGAGAAUUGGAUGCAACUUUUCCAGCCUUGCUGUGCACAAGCCUCUGCUUUUUCUGUGUAUUUAACAGUUAAGUGGAUUAUCAAGUUGGCUUGAAAAAAAGCCAAAGCAAAAACUCUCCACAGCCCAGCAGAAGAUGUUUCAAGUUGUUCAAUAUCAGCCUUUAAGACUAAUAACCCAAACCAGUCUUUCUAGCAUGUGUUUAAAACUGAUGCCUUCAAGACCUGUUGCCUUUGCACAGAUAUGGAAGUCACGGUUCUCAAGCUAUUCUCUUGUUGGAAACAAAAAUAUUAUCCUGAUGGGAGCUCCGGGUGCUGGGAAGACAACUGUUGGGAGAAUAGUAGGUCAGAAACUAGAUUGCCCUGUCAUAGACAUAGAUGAUGAUGUCCUUGAAACAACCUGGAAUAUGAGUGUGUCGGAAAAACUGCAGGAUGUUGGUAAUGAGCAAUUUUUAGAGGAGGAAGGAAAAGCCCUGUUGGAGUUCUCAGCAUCUGGAAGUGUCAUUUCCCUUACUGGGUCCAAUCCAAUGCAUGCUGCUGGCAUGCAGCAUGUGAAGAAAAAUGGAAUAGUUGUUUAUCUGGAUGUACCCACCACAGUCAUUAUGAGCAGGCUGAAGUCAAUGAAAGUGGAUCGCAUUGUGGGCCAGUCUCCUAGUGUUUCUCUCAAGGACAUACUUCAGUUUAGGAAGCAGUUCUACAGGAGGUGGUGUGACAUCCGUGUUCUUUGUGGAGGGGAUAUUACAGCAGAGGUUGCAGCAGAAAAGGUACUUGAUGCUGUGAAGAGAUACCAAAACUCAGAACUGGAAACUUUCAUUUCAACUAGGUCUAGUAGGUCUGGAAGGAGUAUGGAAAAAGACGCUGAUAAAUACUUCAGUGAUGUUGUUACGCAGGGCUUAGCCUCUGAUGGAGGACUUUUUGUUCCUGAGAAAGGACUUCCAAAAUUCACUGCUGGAGAAUGGCAGAGCCUAAUAGAAGCAACUUAUGUUGAAAGAGCCCAGGUGAUACUAGAAAGAUGUAUACAUCCUGCUGAUAUUCCUGCUUCUAAGCUGGCAGAAAUUAUUGAAACUGCUUAUGGAGAAAACUUUGCAUGUUCUAAAAUUGCCCCAGUCAGGCAUCUGACAGGCAAUCAGUUUCUCCUUGAGUUAUUUCAUGGGCCAACAGCAUCAUUUAAAGAUUUUGCAUUACAGCUAGUGCCACAUAUAUUUGCAUACUGCAUUCCCAGAAGCUGCAAUUACUUGAUUCUGGUAGCCACUUCUGGUGACACAGGAAGUGCUGUCCUAGAUGGCUUUAGUCGUCUCCAUGACACUGACAGACAGAGAAUUGCUGUGAUGAUUUUUUUUCCUGAGGAUGGAGUAAGCACAAUUCAAAAAUCACAGAUGAUUGGCUGUCAGAAGGAAAAUGCCUUGUCAGUAGGUGUCAAAUCUGAUUUUGAUUUUUGCCAGACGGCUAUAAAGCAAAUCUUUACUAAUUCUGAUUAUACUGGCUUUCUUACAGUAGAAUAUGGAACAGCUUUAGCUGCAGCAAACUCCAUAAACUGGGCACGACUGCUUCCUCAGAUAGUUUAUCAUGCCUCUGCAUACCUUGAUCUUGUUCAUCAAGAUGUUAUUCCUUUUGGAAGCCCUGUAGAUGUUUGCAUUCCUACAGGAAAUUUUGGCAACAUACUCUCUGCUUUGUAUGCUAAAAUGAUGGGAAUUCCUAUUAGAAAAUGUAUUUGUGCGUCCAAUGAAAAUAAUGUUUUGACCGACUUCAUAAGGACAGGUGUUUAUGAUUUGAGGGGAAGAAAACUAAUCCCAACUUUUUCACCAGCAGUAGAUAUUUUGAAGUCCUCCAAUCUUGAGCGAUACUUGCACCUGAUUGCUAAUGAAGAUGGACAGCUGGUGACACAAUUAUAUAACCAGCUGGAAAAUCAGGGCCACUUCCAGCUGCAGGAAGAUCUACUCAAAAAGCUUCAGCAAGACCUUGUGGCUGGAUGGUGCUCUGAGGAAGACUGCCUGGCCGCCAUUCACUCUGUGUACAGUACUACAGGGUAUAUUUUGGAUACACACACAGCUAUCGCUAAAGUAGUUGCAGAUAGAUUACAAGACAGAACCUGCCCAAUUAUUAUUUCAUCUACAGCUCAUUAUUCUAAGUUUGCACCUGCUAUCUUGAGGGCCUUGAAGAUUGCAGAAAUAAACCAGAAUCCAUUAAGUCAGCUUCACUUGCUGAGUUCUUACAGCCCUCUCCCUCCAGUCCACUGGGGCCUGUUAGAGACCCUGAAAAAAAAGGGCAACGAAGAUUACCAGGUCUGUGCUGCUGAUAUGAGUAUGCUGAUGUCCACUAUAGAAACCUUAAUUCAGAAUCAUUUUAUGAGAGUGCACUGAGCAACUGAUCAGGUGUCCAUGGUGUCAGUUGUGAUACCUACUUAGCAAGCCGCAUGUCUUAACAAAGUGAUGAUUUGCCUGGCCUGUGUCCAGUC
This is a messenger RNA of Pezoporus occidentalis (night parrot), 2644 nucleotides long. It is a transcript of the gene THNSL1, whose product is annotated as threonine synthase like 1. Gene Ontology annotation, molecular function: pyridoxal phosphate binding. Lineage: Eukaryota; Metazoa; Chordata; Aves; Psittaciformes; Psittacidae. The record is from RefSeq and is a predicted model, not a curated record. Bases 327 to 2549 code for a protein of 740 amino acids. Gene Ontology annotation, cellular component: cytoplasm. The transcript has 2 exons. Gene Ontology annotation, biological process: amino acid metabolic process.